Molecule: messenger RNA, 3819 nt
Organism: Stegodyphus dumicola
Lineage: Eukaryota; Metazoa; Arthropoda; Arachnida; Araneae; Eresidae
Gene: Epg5
Product: ectopic P-granules autophagy protein 5
Biological process (GO): autophagosome maturation
Cellular component (GO): cytoplasm
Source: RefSeq, a predicted model, not a curated record
CAGAUUAUUUGAAGCUUUUUUUAUUUGGAUUGAAGAUUCAAAUCUUCAUCUGCCAAAUGUAUGCCUUUCUGCAUUACAGCCAAAGUAUUGUCCUCACAAACUGAAAUUCCUCUUUGAAAAUCAAAUGAAAAGACCUGUAAUUAUUGAUGAGGAUGUAUGGUUUGAUCUAGUGUCUAUAAAGCAGAUAAAAGAAGAACUUGAUCAAAAAGUAAGACCAUGGAAUAACAAGACAGUUAGCGCUGUUGAUAACUGCAAAGACAUUGCAUGUGAUACUCCUCUAACUAAAAGAGUAUUACAGCAUUUGGAUAAGUAUGAAGUUGAAGAAGCUCUGCAUUGUAAUGUUAGUCUAGAUUUACCAGUCAAACAAAUUGAAGACUCUGUAAUGUCAUCAAGAAAUGGUUUAAUUGUGCUCAUUGAGACAAAUCAGAAUCUGAUUUUUGAAAGAGCUAAAUAUCUAACUGAAUUAUCUAGGAGAAUAAAGCAACUGAAUAGUAACUAUAAAAACUGGGUUCCGCAGGAAUUUUCCAUUGAAGAUUCUGAGGCACUAAUUUCCAAAACAUGUUAUAAAGGAUCGGGUCCAAAAGGUUGUAGUGGUCCUGCAAAUUUUAGACUAAAGGUACAGAAAUAUAUAAGAAAUGAAAAAAUCCAUGAGAGAAUUGACAGCAAUAGAGCCGAUCAUCACGUUGUGCAAGAGGAACUAAUGAAAUUUCGCAUCUAUGAACUAUGUUGUGCAUCUUUACAGAUUGAAAAUUACAUAGAGUCCUUGUCAGAGAAAAUGAAAACUUCCAACUGUGAAGAUGCUGUUAAACUCAGAGCAAUGGGUAUUUCUCUAUUUUAUCAGCAGUUAGAAUCAAUUGAAAAAAAUAUUGAAUUUGUGGAUGGAUCAUCUUUGUCUCGUCAGUUUUUUGCAUCAACCAUUGACACUCUAGGAAAAGAAUUCAUUGAUGGUGAAGAAGAUCAGUUAUUAGACCUCGCCAAAGCAAUAUUGAAAUUACCACAAGCUGGGUCUCUGGCAUUUCAUUUCUUUAAACCUAACGUAGCAUCUGUCAAAGUGUUUAUUGAUGUAUAUACAUUUUUAUUGUCUUCUGUGAUGAAGUAUUCACCAAGUUCUGUGAUAGUUCUAUUUAGUAAGAUUAAUCUCUAUUGCUGGUUAACUGAAAAGAAAGUUGGUUAUUGUGAUAGAAGAAAUGUUUUCAAAGCAAUUUGUGGUACUGUUCUGUUGCUUGACUCUAAUCUCCCUGAGCAGCUUCUUCCUGUGUAUUAUAUUCUGAAGAAGCAUUACAGCAUAAUCUUGGAUUACAUGUUUCCGGAGCUUUACACAGAUGCUGUAAAAUUUCUGCUGAAUGGUAUGGAAAAUACAUCUAAUAAUUUGUGCCAUGACAUGUGGUACCAAACUCUUAUCUGUUUGGGUUGUAAACGAUUAAAAGAAAGCUCUUCUGUACAAGAAAUUGAAUGUGAUGUUAAGAAGUUUGCACAAAAUCUUCAAUUACCUGCUGAUCAACAGAUGCAUCAAUCUACUCAGUUACUAAAUAUCAGCCAGGUGAAAGAAACAAUGGAAUUUUUUCAAAACUGGUUUACAGGAAAAAGAAAGUCAAAUUCCAAUUUGUAUAAAAAAUAUGAAAAAUGUGUAAAGCCAGUUGGGAUAUUCUUAGCAAUUCUGUCAAAUUCCUUACUGAGUCUUUUAUUAAGUGAAGAUUCAAAAGGUGUACAAAAUAUCCAUGAUCUAUGGAAAAGUGUGCAUGAGAUGUUUUAUCCGUGGUUGCAUCCAACUAUAAAAGAAGAUAAUAUAUCUUUUCCAUGGUCUGAUGAGGAAAGUAGUCAAGCAGAAUAUAUGUUUCGCAUGUUUGCAAUGUGCAUUCGAUAUUUCCAGGAAAAACUGGUUGAACAGAACUGUGAAAGGUGUUUGUUGUCUUACAUAUGGGAAUUUUACAUUGAAGCCUAUGUGUCACAUGGUUUACGACACUAUUUAGUUUCAGUGUGCCACACUGAAUUUCUUGACUUACCUUGGCAUCAGUUUCACCCUAACUCUGAGGAUAUUGAGGGAAUGUGUAAAGUUCUUAAGAGUGACAUAAAAGAGAGUAAAGAAUUUCUGGCAAAGAUAAGUAUGAAAAUACCUUGGAUACGAGUUAUGGAAAGCAUUUCAGUAACUAAACCUCCAGAUUAUAUAGGAAGAACACUUGGAACUCUGGGAAAACUGUUAAUUAUAUCAGGACGUGAUGAAACUCUUAAUAAAAAAAAUUUUCACCAAAAUAAUAUGAAAUCAUUAGAAUGCUUACCAUGGCAUUAUAUGUCACUAGAUGAUACUGAAGCUCUCCUGAACUUAUAUUAUUCAUCCAAUGAUCAGAAUUUGCUGUCUGUGCAAACCCCAAAUGUGUUUGAUUGUGAUCUUCAAUUCCUGAAACUUGUCUGUUGCAUGAGUACUAAAGCUGCCAUGUCAUAUCAUUAUAACUCCAAGCAACUGCUAUUUCUACGUAAAUAUAUUACUGCUUUGAAUACUUUUAUUGAAUCAAAGAAGGAGUCUGUUUUGAAAGAUCCUUCGAAGUUUAAAAUCAUCUUGCCAUCACUUCUGAAGGAUGUUGAAGAGAUUAUUGUUGAAGGUACAAAACCUGAGCAACAAAUCAAUGCUGCAUUACCUCUUACAAGGGAAAUACUUGGUUUUCUAAAUGAUUUGUCAGAUCCACAGCUUGUCAAGCAAGCUGUAGACUCUGUAGUGUCUUGGUUAAAUACCAGACCUCAGAGUUUACUACUUCUGCCUUGUCUUCAGACAGCUUGCCAAUGCCUGAAAUCUGAUGCCGUCAAGGUUGCUAUUGCUGAAUGUUGCCUUGUAACUCGUUUUAGUACAGAAAUUCUAGAACCAAAUGAAGCCAACAGCAUAUGGCAACUGGUCUCGUCUUGUUUUCAAGUGCCUUUAAAUAUAAGUGAUAAUUUUGCACGUUCUUGUGUGAAUCAGUGUGCUCACUUGACUCUCUACUGUUACAUAUUAAAUAGAACUUCAAAUUUCACAUCUGUUGGAAGCAAGAAAUUAUUACUUCAGAGCCUUAUUGACUGGAUAAAAAGAUCAGAACUAAGUGAAAAGAAUGAGUCUAAAUCUCUUCUAUUGUGGGAUAAAGUUUUGGAACUGUGUAUAAUGUUAGCCCAUGAUAAUGAACUACAGGUAGUUCAAAAAGCACUGUCUUACUUUUGUUCACAUUUGUCGCUUCUUGGAGAAGACAAAAUAGGAAAUGGUCUAUUGGCAGCAUUUGGUCUUGGACAACCAUCACCUUUAUCUGUAAACUUUAGGUUUCUUUGCCGUGUUAUGUCAGCAUUUAUAUUACUACAAGUUCCUGAAAAUGCUUCAAUACGUUUAGAAGCAAUGGCUUCAGGUUAUUUGCCUGUAACUGACAACAGCAGCGAUUCAUAUCAACCUUUGAAAAAUUCUGAACCAUCACCGUCCUCCGGUGCUCACAAAGCAUUAAUAAAUUUGAAAGGUUUAUUAAAAAAUAAAUCAUAUUCUGCUCUAAGAGCACAAAUUAAUGAUGCCAUACAAUAUGCCAUUAAUCCAAGACACUGCUUGCUGGACAGUAGAGAAUUUUUGAAAAAAAUUGCUCUGUGUAUUUAUCCAAAGGAUACUUUCCUGUAUUCUUUGAGUUAUACUGUAGAAAUAUAAUUACUGUGAUUACAUUUCACACUUAAUUUUUUAUUUAUAUCUGAAAACCUUUUUUGUGGAACAUCAGUAGAAUUGCAGAAGGUAUGUUUCUGUGAAACAUUCCAAAAUAACAUAUUCAUUUUGUGAUAUUUUAAAACCUGUAUAUUUGAAAUAAAAUAUUUCGCAGCAAUGAA